AUGGCAGCCGUGACGUUGGUUGGAGCAACGGGACUUGUUGGGUCGCACAUACUGAGCACGCUCAAGAGAUCAUCUACCGUUGACAAGAUUUGGACAUUCACACGAAAGGAAAUGCCAGUCGACCCGAAAGUCAUUCCGAUCACUGCAAAAGAUGGCACAGAAUGGACAAAGCAAUACCCAGCAGGAAGUGAGAUCUUUUUCUCGGCUUUGGGGACAACGCGAGCGGCGGCGGGCGGCUUUGAGAAGCAGAAGAAGAUCGACUAUGAUCUGAACUUGCAGCUCGCGAAAGCAGCACGAGCAGCUGGCACCAAGAUAUACGUGCUGAUCAGCUCGUCUGGCGCGUCGACCUCCUCAAGAUUCGGCUAUCCGCAAAUGAAAGGCGAGCUGGAGGAAGCAGUCAAGGCGAUAGAUUUCGAGCACGUUGUGAUCCUGCGUCCUGGAUUAAUUGUUGGAAGCCGGGACGAGAGCAGGGCGGCCGAGUUUGUGCUGAGGAAGAUUGCCAGCGCGGCUGGAUGCAUCUCAAACAAGCUGAAGGACUUUUGGGCGCAGGACGCCGAAAUUAUUGCACGGGCUGCAGUGUCCGCUGGCCUCGCGUGUCUGAACGGACAAGAAAAAGACAAAGUGAAGAUUGUUGACCAAAGCGAGAUAGUGAAGCUAGGGAGGACAGAUUGGAAGGCUUGA
Pseudocercospora fijiensis CIRAD86 is the source of this 681-nucleotide messenger RNA. Its product is annotated as Serine/threonine kinase TIP30/CC3. Gene Ontology annotation, biological process: import into nucleus. The record is from RefSeq and is a predicted model, not a curated record. Lineage: Eukaryota; Fungi; Ascomycota; Dothideomycetes; Mycosphaerellales; Mycosphaerellaceae. The transcript is spliced from 2 exons. Gene Ontology annotation, cellular component: cytoplasm. The coding region runs from base 1 to 681 and encodes 226 amino acids.